This is a messenger RNA of Ophidiomyces ophidiicola, 1086 nucleotides long. RefSeq lists its product as uncharacterized. NCBI's taxonomy places the organism in Eukaryota, Fungi, Ascomycota, Eurotiomycetes, Onygenales, Onygenaceae. Bases 1 to 1086 code for a protein of 361 amino acids. The transcript is spliced from 3 exons. Gene Ontology annotation, cellular component: plasma membrane. The record is from RefSeq and is a predicted model, not a curated record.
AUGAAUACAGACGGCCCAUCCGUGUCUACCAACAGCGCCAAAGCCCCUCUUCGCAGCGAGUCGCCCGUCCAGCUCGGCUUCAAGUCUCAAGCCGCUUCGGAGACCCCCGGCAUCAUCGCUGUUCAGCCAGCGCGUCUCGAGGAUCUCCAGCCUAGCUAUGCCCAGGUGCUCCAGCACCCUACUGACAGCAACUCCGGCCAUGGAUGGUAUUCGACCCUGAUCCACGGUCUAGGUGAGAUCAUCGGAUGCUUCGGCGCCAUUCCAUGCUGCAUCUGCUGCCCCAACCCGUUCAGACCCGUCAGCCAAGGCAACGUCGGCCUGGUCACCAAAUUCGGCCGUUUCGAGCGCGCCGUGGACCCGGGUCUGGUCAAGGUCAAUGUUCUCAGCGAGCGGUUGAAGACGGUCGACGUGAAGAUCCAGAUCGUGGAGGUGCCGCGCCAGGUCUGCAUGACUAAGGACAACGUUACACUGCAUUUGACCUCCGUCAUUUACUACCACAUUAUCUCCCCUCACAAGGCCGCGUUCGGCGUCACGGAUAUCCGGCAGGCGCUUAUUGAGCGCACUCAGACCACCUUGCGACAUGUCGUUGGUGCUCGCGUGCUGCAGGAUGUUAUCGAGCGUAGGGAGGAGAUUGCUCAGUCCAUUGGGGAGAUCAUCGAAGGCGUUGCCACUGAGUGGGGUGUGAUGGUGGAAUCGAUGCUCAUCAAAGACCUCAUCUUCAGUGACGAUCUCCAGGACUCUCUAUCUAUGGCUGCGCAAUCCAAGCGUAUUGGCGAGAGCAAGGUCAUUGCCGCUCGCGCUGAAGUCGAGGCUGCCAAGCUCAUGAGAGCUGCUGCCGAUAUCUUGUCCUCCGCCCCUGCCAUGCAAAUCCGUUACCUAGAAACCAUGCAACAGAUGGCCAAGACUUCUGGUUCUAAAGUCAUCUUCUUGCCCGCUCCAAACCAGACCAUGGGUCAACUUCAGGAGUCCCUUAAUACGGCAGAGAAUGCUGGGGAAGGUCCAAGCCAUUACUCCAACCCAUUUGAUGCCAACGCAAAUAGUGGCUUCCAGCAGGCUAUGAAUGCGCGUGUCGUCGAGAACAUUUAG